AUGUAUUCCACCAGUUAUACAGCCGGUCUCGACGAGAUAGCAAAAGAUUUCAAUACUUCAGUGACCAUCGUGACGCUUGGGCUAACUUUAUAUCUUUUUGGGUUGGCUGUCGGCUCUGUCGUAUUGGCUCCCUUAAGUGAAAUGUAUGGUCGCAAGCCUGUCGGUGUGAUAAGUUUGGUCGUCUUCAUCCUCUUAAUCAUACCCUGCGGCAUUGGCAAUUCGAUCGAAGCGCUUUUGGUCACACGGUUCUUUGGCGCCAUUGCGGGCUCCGCAAUGAUAUCCAGUGCGCCUGGUAGCGUUGCUGACGUAGUCGAUGAUGACCGUCGCGCUUUGGCAUUUUCAAUUUGGAGUAUUGGACCUCUGAAUGGGCCAGUAUUUGGUCCUAUCAUCGGUGGUUUCGUUACGCAGUACCUGGGUUGGAGGUGGACAAAUUGGAUCUUGCUGAUACUUUCUGGAGUUGCGUUCGUUUUCUCUUGCAUCAUGAAGGAGACCUACGCACCGGUUCUCCUUCAAAAAAAAGCCGCAAAAAUGCGCAUGGAGACCGAUGAUCCCAGGUGGUGGAGCCGUUACGACCAUAAAGAAUCUCUCUCCGGAGUGCUCAAGAUGAACCUUAGCCGGCCUUUUGUCAUGGCUGUCACGGAGCCAAUCUGCAUCUUUUGGAAUAUCUAUAUUUCGCUUGUGUAUGCGAUACUCUACCUGUGUUUCGUUGCAUACCCAAUCGUCUUUCGUGAAAUUCGCGGUUGGUCCACAGGCAUGUCAGGCCUCGCCUUCAUCGGCAUCGGCAUAGGCGGUCUCAUCGUCGUAUUUGUCGAACCCCUCCUCCGCAAACUGAUCAACAGCCACAAAAUCGAUCCGGAAACCGGCAAGGUUAGUCCCGAAGCCAUGGUCUCCGUGGUGUGCAUUGCUGCGAUCCUUGCGCCGGUCGGGCAAAUGUGGUUUGCGUGGACUUGUUCACCAACAUCAGUCCAUUGGGUUCUUCCCAUCCUCGCUGGAAUACCGUUCGGUGCCGGCAACACCACUGUUUUCAUAUACGCUAGCAAUUACUUGACUUAUAGCUAUGGCGUGUAUGCAGCAUCGGCCAUGGCCGGCAACGCUGUCAUGCGAAGUGUCAUCGGUGGUGUAUUCCCGCUCGUGGGAUCGUAUAUGUACGGCCGACUAGGGGCAAAUUGGGCUGGUACUCUUUUGGCUCUGCUCGAAGUGCUAAUUAUACCGAUCCCCUUUGUGUUUUACCGAUAUGGAUAUAAGAUCCGGAUGAAGAGUGCGCUUAUCCGGGCCAUGCAAGUGGACAAGAAGAAAUUAGAUGGCAAAAGGAAGGCCCUGGAUAAAAGUGGGAAAGAGCCCCUUUUGGUGGCUCCAGAUAUAGAGAAGAAAGAAGAAGUCUAA
Messenger RNA from Uncinocarpus reesii 1704, 1383 nucleotides. RefSeq lists its product as uncharacterized. Gene Ontology annotation, cellular component: membrane. The record is from RefSeq and is a predicted model, not a curated record. Lineage: Eukaryota; Fungi; Ascomycota; Eurotiomycetes; Onygenales; Onygenaceae. Gene Ontology annotation, biological process: transmembrane transport. Gene Ontology annotation, molecular function: transmembrane transporter activity. The coding region runs from base 1 to 1383 and encodes 460 amino acids. The transcript has 3 exons.